UCCAAGCUCAGUAGUCAUUCGGAGGUGGUCGCGAUCGGUUGGGUGAACUCAAAAACGUUCCAUUUCGAAUUUCCCGAUAGUAGUUCCGGGAGCUUUUGCGCGUGUGCAAAAGAUCGUGUGUGGUACCGCACAAAAUCGGUAGAGCGUACAACGCGGUUGGGUCGCAACAUUCGAAUCAAUCCAACUCAGUGGGAACUGUGCGUGAGAGGAAGAAAUAACAAUGGUGGUAAUUAUGGAAUUGAUUGUGUACUGCAAUUGUCACGUUUGACGAGCUGAAGAUUGCAAUGAUAGUGGAACAUAUUCCAAUCAGCAACUUACACUAGUGUCAAUUCAAGUGAAAAUAACGUCUAAAUACAAAAUUGUGAAAAUGUUACAAAAUUACUUCGUUUGUAGUAAUCCGAAAAGUGAGAAUCAUAGCCGAAACACGACCACAUUACAUGUUUAUAUAAUUACGUAAUAAAUUCGAAGUGUUGCUGUUCGUCUCAGACAGUCAAGUACCAACCAUUAGUGAUUGGAUGAAACCGCGAAAAGAAAGGUGGAGAAAUGAAUAACAAAGCAAAAAUCUGCGGAGCACAGUAAGAAAGAAAUCAGUUGUGUUGUGUCAAGUGUGAAACGCUAUUUUUGCAUGAAUAUCCAAUCAACCCUUGUGUGGUAUUCGUGGAUCCGAAAUUUCGUAAUGAUUUACCGUUGUAUUGGUUUCGAAGUGUUGCGUUAAAUGAAAUAAUUAGUAAAACGAUACCAAUAAAGAUAAUGUACACGCGCUCACAAUGCCUAGAACUAAAACGUGUCUUAAUAAAGUGCGUAAACAAUUGAUUGAUAAAAAACCAUAAUUUUGGUAUAAAAAUACGAAAGUGCAUGAGACAAAUUCGAAUAAACCAUAUGGUUUCGAUAGCCAAUCCGCAGAGCGUGUGCGUGUGUGUGGCCGAAAUCACCCACCGACUCAGCGACACUAGCACGAUCAACAAACUUUAACCGCAACUGGAUAUUGCGGUAAAAGAUCCAUACCAUCGACGAGGGGAUCGUGAAAGAUGACGUCAUUUGCUGACCAUGUAAACUUCGGGAACCAUCAUUGGAUUGCAUUGUUGUUAUGGCUGGGGAUUAUAUUAUCACCCGUUGCAGAAUCACAAGAGCUUAAUACACCUCCCGUGAUUUUAGUCGACCGAAACUGGCGAAUUCGGGAAAACAUCACCGUUGGUUCAAUGAUCAAACAGGUCGGAGCAGAAGAUAGUGACAACGACGAACUGGAGUUUGGACUGGACCCAUUAGGAAAUGGGCAACUACAGCCAUUUGUGAUAGAUCCGCGAAGCGGAUAUGUUUAUCUGAAUGAAAGUCUGGAUGGAAAAGCUGGACAGAACUUUUUCGUGUACGUCACUGUUACGGAUGGUUUAGUCACAUCGAAGAACGAAGUGUACGUCAACAUUCUUAGCAAAAAUGCCACUGAUGUGUAUAACUUCAGGGGACCCCAAUUCACACCGGACAUCAACAGCAUCCGAAGGAUAUUGCCUCCUGGAAUACACCUUCCCGGAAUCAGCUCUAUACCACAAGCUCCACCUCCACCGCCACCGUUUCCACCACGUCCAACGGUGCCGUUAGACAACAAUCAUCAUUCAGUCUCAUCUACUACUAAGCAAACCAAAACAUAUCCGGAUAGAUCAUUGGAAUUCAGUACCGAAGCAUCGCAACCCACAAACAAUGGAACCAUCACUAAACUUUCUCCUGUAUCCAAAAAUGAAGCAACUGCCUCGGCAAGUCCCGCACCGUCAGUACCUCAUCCGACAUCCCCGCGCAGCAGUGGCAGUUCAAUUAGUCCAAACAGAACAAAACCCGGUACGGACGAAAGCCAUCAGCUUACAUCGGUUUUGCCUGUUAUCAUCUCGGUAGUGGCCAUUUUUCUGAUCGCAGGCCUAGUGGCUGUUUGCAUGUUCCGCAAAUAUCUUUGCGACAUUAGCAAAACACUCAAAAAGAAAAACAAAAUCGACAAAGCCAAAAAGUCAAACCAAAGUAAUCUCAGUAGCAAUAUCAACUCGAGCACGACGGCUGAGGAUAGUCGAAACUCAAUAGGCAUGAACCACUGGAGCGGCCCGAUAGCGUUUAGCAACCGUUACACUUCGCCAUGGGAGCGAGAGCAGAAUGGACACAUGCAGGUAACAUCUCAGCUCUCGUCGACCAGCUCGAACAACUCGGCCAUGAAUGGUUGUAUAAAAGACCGAUGGGAAUUCCCGCGUCAUCGUCUGAAAGUGUUCAACAUACUGGGCGAAGGUGCCUUCGGUCAGGUGUGGCGCUGCGAAGCUACCGAGAUCGAUGGCAAGGAGGGCAUUACGGUAACGGCCGUCAAAACGCUGAAGGAGAAUGCAAGCGAGGCCGAACGAAACGAUUUAUUGUCGGAGCUACAGGUGCUGAAGUCACUCGAGCCGCACAUCAACGUUGUGCGAUUGCUCGGAUGUUGCACCGAGAAGGAUCCGAUCUUCGUAAUUCUCGAGUACGUCAAUAUGGGCAAACUGCAGACAUUUCUGCGAAAUUCGAGAGUUGAGAAGCACUACGGUAACACCCACGGAAAGUCGAAGAUUCUAACAUCUGGAGAUUUGACAUCCUUCAUAUACCAGGUGGCAAGGGGAAUGGAUUUUCUAACAUCACGAGGAAUCAUCCAUCGGGACCUUGCUGCACGAAAUAUCCUGAUUACCGAGGACCACACUUGCAAGGUGGCGGACUUCGGUUUCGCCCGUGAUAUCGUCACAUCCAAAGUGUACGAACGGAAAAGUGAAGGCCGAUUGCCUAUUCGGUGGAUGGCUACUGAAUCGCUGUACGAUAACAUCUUCACCGUUAAAUCAGAUAUCUGGAGUUUCGGUAUUUUGAUGUGGGAGAUCGUCACGCUCGGUUCGACGCCCUAUCCGGGCAUCGCCGCUGCAGAUGUGAUGCGUAAAGUUCGCGACGGCUAUCGAUUAGAGAAACCGGAACACUGCCGCCGCGAACUAUACAACAUUAUGUUUUACUGCUGGGCUAAGGAUCCGAAUGAGCGACCAGAUUUCCCGGAGGUAGUGGAAAUGCUCGACCGGUUGCUACAGACUGAGACAGACUAUAUCGAGCUGGAACGAUUUCCGGAUCACAACUACUACAACAUGCUGAAUAUGAGUGGCGAAAAACUUUAACUAAAUGUUGUUUUCCAUAAUGAAAACCACAUUCUGGAGAUUACUUAUUUGAAGCAACCGAUGUAAAUAGUCUUAAAAUUGUGAUAAGUUUGGCCUCUAGUGAGCUAUUUAUAAUGAACUGAAUCACAGCAAUGGCGAGUGAGCUUAACUUCCUGGAAAUGGAAAUGUAUUUCAAAGUGUAAAUAAUUACUAAUAAAUUGCUAUUUCGAACAAACUGAAAAAUAUAUUCUGGUUGACUAGUUA
Messenger RNA from Malaya genurostris, 3389 nucleotides. It is a transcript of the gene Cad96Ca, whose product is annotated as tyrosine kinase receptor Cad96Ca. Bases 1029 to 3146 code for a protein of 705 amino acids. Gene Ontology annotation, cellular component: signaling receptor complex; membrane. The transcript is spliced from 7 exons. Gene Ontology annotation, biological process: homophilic cell-cell adhesion; protein phosphorylation; positive regulation of kinase activity. Lineage: Eukaryota; Metazoa; Arthropoda; Insecta; Diptera; Culicidae. The record is from RefSeq and is a predicted model, not a curated record. Gene Ontology annotation, molecular function: calcium ion binding; ATP binding; transmembrane receptor protein tyrosine kinase activity.